Messenger RNA from Octopus sinensis (East Asian common octopus), 2023 nucleotides. Its product is annotated as fibrinogen-like protein 1. Lineage: Eukaryota; Metazoa; Mollusca; Cephalopoda; Octopoda; Octopodidae. The record is from RefSeq and is a predicted model, not a curated record. The coding region runs from base 640 to 1719 and encodes 359 amino acids. The transcript has 4 exons.
AUUUAUAUUGGCAGGAAGUGGCUGUGACAUGUCACAAGGAUGGAAGUAGCAUAAACAGUAUGCAAAGUUGAUGAAUAGCAGUGGUGAUGGGGUUUACUUAGAAACUUAGUCUGGAGAAGUAGUAAAAAUUGUCUGCUUCUUGGGUGGGAUGGAACUGGUCUGGGUUAUCCUCUAAAUUAAAAACUGGCCAUUCCAGACUUUGUAAGAAAAUAUUCUUCUUUCCUUAGUAGUUUCAUUGUGAAGUUUCAUUUGGGAUUUCAGCUGACUCUGCAGUUUUGUUUUGAUUUUUGUUAUGAUUUUUUUUUGUUAUGAGAUAAAGGCAACAAAAAGAAUAAAAUAGAAAGAAACAUUAAUAAAAGACAGAUGGCUUCAUGUAAAGUGCUUGAUAUUUACUAAAUAUCUUGCGGUGGUGCCGGUGCCGGUUUCUGUUCUGUAUUUGGAGUUAUAACAACCAAAGAAUUCUUGUGACUAUUUUUUUGUUUACUCCUUAAUAACAAACAAGUCAAGGAAAGACCAAACCAUGUUAAUAACAUACAUAUCUUCUUUCAUUUAAUCCACUCAAAUUUAAAUUGAAUUCUACUUGUUACCAAAAAAAAAAAAAAACUUCAAAGACUAACGGAUUAAAAAAAGUGUAUCCCAAUGGCGCGAACUGGAAUUGAACGCCUUGUCAUAGCCUUUUAUUUCUGUCUGUUUGGUCCCACAUCAUCUCAGGAAAGUAUUUGUUCAACAAUGCAGUUCCGUCGUUUAGGAUCUCAGCUUCAAAAUGAACACCAGUGUAUGAUAUUAGAGAAACUACAAUCUGACGUAAUGGAUGGCCAAGCAAGGAAUGAAAAGAACUUUGCUCUUCUUAUUCAAAAUAUGAACAUUCUUGAAGCACGUGUAAAUAAGUACAAUUUUUAUAACCGGAGAGGAACAUCGAAAACAACAUACGCUAAGGACUUUCCAGCUUUAAAAGGAAUUCCCAUGGCCAGAGAUUGUUAUGAACUGUAUCGAAAUGGUAUUCGAAUAUCCGGAGUUUACCCAAUUAAAAUACCAAAAGGGCCAGUUCAGAAUGUUUGGUGUGAGCUGGAAGCAGAAAACAGCGGAUGGACUGUCAUCCAAAGAAGACGUGAUGGUUCAGAAAACUUCACAAGAAAAUGGAAUGAUUAUGCAUUUGGUUUCGGUAAUGUUAACGGGGAAUAUUAUUUCGGUAAUGAAAAUAUCCAUAAAAUGACUAGGAACGGUAAUUAUACAUUACGAAUAGAACUUAGUGACUGGGAGAAUGACACUGCUUAUGCACAAUAUACAUCAUUUUAUAUAGACAGUGAGAAAGAUGAGUACAAGUUACAUGUUAGUGGUUAUAACGGCACAGCUGGUGAUGCUUUAAAUAAAUACCAUAACGGUAUGUUGUUUAGUACAAUAGACAAGGACAAUGAUGAGUGGGCGGAGCACUGUGCUUUAAAAGACCGAUCAGGUUGGUGGUUCCGAGCAUGUGGGUUUAGCUCUUUGAAUGGCUUAUAUACUGUAGGUGGUAAAAUUGAUGCAAUACCAAAUGGGCUGAUCCGGGGGAUUAUUUGGUACAACUGGAAGAAUGAUUUUGGUUAUUCGCUGAAAAUGUCAACUAUGAAAAUAAAACCUUAUGCUGGUGUACUUCUGGACAGCGAGAGGGCGAGAAAAGAAGUAAAGGAAGAAAUAAGGAAAAAAAAUUCCACAAACGAACUUGGAAUGUUGACAGGUUAAACAGAAGUUUAACAGCACAAAACUUAACUGAAUCAAUAUUAAUACUUAAACCCAUACAAUGUGAUUCACAAACAUAAUUCUGUUUCUACUUUUGAUGUAUCUAAACCUUUGAAUAAAAGCACAACAAACCAAAAUGUACAAAGCAUUUUGUUGAGACAUGCUAUAUGCUCAAAGAAUAAUCUUUCUUUUAUUCUUUUAUUCUUUUACUUGCUUCAGUCAAUUGACUGUGGCCAUGCUGGAGUACUGCCUCUAGUCGAACAAAUCGACCCCCAGGACUUAUUCUUUGUAAGCCUAGUAAUUAUCC